Daldinia decipiens is the source of this 1369-nucleotide messenger RNA. RefSeq lists its product as uncharacterized. The transcript has 4 exons. The record is from RefSeq and is a predicted model, not a curated record. Lineage: Eukaryota; Fungi; Ascomycota; Sordariomycetes; Xylariales; Hypoxylaceae. Gene Ontology annotation, molecular function: RNA binding. The coding region runs from base 92 to 1225 and encodes 377 amino acids. Gene Ontology annotation, biological process: maturation of LSU-rRNA from tricistronic rRNA transcript (SSU-rRNA, 5.8S rRNA, LSU-rRNA). Gene Ontology annotation, cellular component: nucleolus.
UUGCAGCGCAAAGAAAAAAAGUUCGAACUUAAUGCAGCACAGUAGAACAGCGCAUUACACUUAGGUCUAUAUUGUCAACGAUACAAACAAAAUGGCGCCAGAACUCAGGAAGAGAAAAUCUAAGGAAGCCGGCAUAUCGGCUGCGAAGCCUGCUGCAAAACCCGCCUUUAAAGGCAAGGCCGACACUCUAGCUACCAAACGAAAAGCGGCCGAUGAUUCGAGCCCGAUUGCGGCAAAGAAGUCCAAGUCGAUAAAAGACGAUAGCAAAUUGAAGAAGGUCAACACAGAUCGUUCAGUAAAGACGAAGCUCUCCAAAUCCGCCAAAGAGAGCAAGAAAGACGAGAGUGAGGUCGCAAAUGAAGACGAAGCCCUGCAGUCCUCAGAUGAUGAGCGCGAUAACGCUCAGGCUCUUGCAAAUAUCGUGGAUAGCGACGAAGAAGAUUCUAUAGUCGAUACCAGUGCUCAGUUUCAAGAAGGACAAGACGUAGGCGAGAUCCCGCAAGCAUCCAAGGAACUGCUCAAAUCCUCCAGCUCCAAGGAUGGAGAACGUGGUGUUGUAUAUGUUGGCCGCCUCCCGCAUGGUUUCUACGAACAUGAGAUGCGGUCUUACUUUUCCCAAUUCGGUAAAAUUGAGAAAUUACGAAUGUCUAGAAACAAGAAGACAGGCGCUAGUAAACAUUUCGCAUUCAUCGAAUUCGCCUCCGCGCCGGUGGCAACAAUUGUUUCAAAAACUAUGGAUAAUUAUCUGUUAUUUGGCCGGAUCCUGAAAGUUAAGGUUGUUCCUCAGUCACAGAUUCAUGACAACCUCUGGAAAGGUUCAAACAGACGCUUCAAGAAAGUACCAUUAAACAAGAUGGUCGGUAAUCAUCUGAAGAAGCCUUUAACCGAAUCAACAUGGUCGCAGAAGAUCACCAAGGAAGAACAGAAGCGCAACCAACGCGCAAAGAAACUACAGGACAUGGGUUAUGAUUUUGAGGGCCCUAAGAUUAAGUCGGUUGACGAAGCAACCAGUGAUCCUCCUGCGCUUGAAGGUGUUGAUAGUGAGGUACCGAAAGCCAUCGAGGCAGUACCUGGGACUGAUGCAGCAGAGGCAAAACCGGCCGAGGAAGAAGCAAAAGAGGAUAGCCAUAAUUCCCCCGAGGAUGAGCUUGCUGUGAAGGAGCCAGCCAAGGCAAGCAAGAAGGGGAAGAAGAAGUCUUCAAAGACGAAGAAGGUAACUGCAUAAUGAUUUCGAGGCGUUUUUUAUACCUACUUAGUUUACUAUAAAUUUAUGAGACCUUGUUAUCGGGAAAGGUCUGCGCACUUUAUCAGAAAAAAACCUGAAUGUUGCGUGUAUAUUAUGAAUGGAAAUAUGCUUCUAUUUUGAUCA